UGCGUGGACGAACCCAAUGAUUGGGGAGGGUUGGACCCGUUAUGUGGCGUUUAAACACGACCCCCGCAGAGAUUGAAUCUUCUCUUACGGUUACACGUGUAACUUAUUUUAGAGUUUGCACGUCUCUUACCUCGCAGUGAGAGUGGGGGCUUUAUUUUUUUGUUAACAUAGCCAGAGUUUGCAGGUAUUCAUAAAUUAAGCGCAGCAGCGUCUUGCGGUUAUUUGAUUUAACAAAAAACGGGGGCAUUUUUCUUGUCACUUUUUUUAAUUGUAAAAGUACCGACAUUAUAUUUCGCUCGAUCGUGGCAUUAACUGCAUUUAAAUAUAGUGGUUAUAUAUGAUGGCCCUAAUUGUUUUAACAUGCUUGGUAUUCAAGGGAUUGCAUUCCGAUACUGUAUUCUACCUUCAUUUGUUAUACGGAUAGCUAAUUUAAUUUUGUCAUUCCAGUUUUUAUUACUGCACUAGAAGGACAGCCAAUAAAGGGAGCUAUAUAGAGUCCCUCUGGAGGAUAUCUUUUUUAUUCGGUGGAGGGGGGAGGGGAGAAAUCCGUUGAAGCAAGCGGACAACACCAUCAGGCUCAACAAUGAAAAGCUGGAAAGCAAAGUUUAAGAAAAGCGAUACAAGCGAGUGGAGCAAGUAUGGCGAUCGUCUACUUCAAGCUGUGGAGCAAGGAGAUGCUGAGAAGGUUGCCCUGCUACUCAGCAAAAAGGGCAUCUCUGCCACCAGGCCUGAUGGAGAGGGGAGGACUGCGCUGCAUCUGGCUGUGAUAAAAGGCAGUUCUGAUUGCUUAGACGUCAUGCUGUCCCAUGGAGCUGAUGUUGGUUUACUCGAUCCAUCUGGAUUAAGCGUCCUUCACCUGGCUGCCAAGAACGGUCAUACACAGUGUGUCCGCAAGCUUAUACAGCACAAGUAUCCCGUGGAGGUUGUGGAUCCGAGUGGUUUGACAGCUCUGCACCAUGCAGCGAUUUCUGGCAUUGUACCGUGUGUACAGUUUCUCUGUGAUCAAAAGGCCUUUGUGGAUGCCAGAGACUUGGAAGGUCACACUGCGUUAGCAUUGGCCGGUAGAUUGGGACGAGUUGAAGUUUGCAAGCAUCUACUGGAUCGAGGAGCAGAUGUAAAUGCAUUCAAUAAGGAACUCAAAACGGUGCUCAUGCUGGCCUGUGAGGGAGGCCACUUGGCCACAGUGGAGUUGCUGCUGAAACACGGAGCCGAGCCAAUGGUCGUGGACUCGGUAGGGCACAGCGCCCUGCACUACGCCUGUCGCUCUGGGAACCCCACGAUGCUCACGCUUGUGCAGUCCGCCACGCGGAUGAGCUCGCAUGCUGCGGAAAUAGAGGAGGUAAUUGAAAGGAACAAGGUACUUGAAAAGACAAAUGAGGCGUUAACAGAAUCGUUGGACAAAAUGCAGACGAAACAGCUCACGAUGACACGGAGAAUUCAAGAACUGGAAUGCUUGCUUGAAGAAAGCAGGCAUGAAGCGGCAAAACGGACUCCACAUGGGUCACCUGUGGAUUCAACUGAGCGGGGCGAACACGGGGUGACAGGGCACGAAAUGGAACAAGAAACUAUGACUUGUGAUUCCAACUACAAAGCAGUUCAGGAAAGUGAUUUUACAACUCAGCACAAUAUCGAAACAGAAGAAGGCAAGAUUAUGACUGUUGGAGUUCAAAAAAACAGAUCUGAUAUGGAUCAAGAGUCCCCUGACACAUUUACCAUUUCAGAGGCCAAUGUUCAGAGUUCUUUUUCUACUUGCCAAUUGCCUUACCCAUCUAAUUUCCAAUCUUUCGAUGAAACUUCAGAGAACGUUACAAUUGGAAACAGCAUCAAAGGACAAAGACCAAAUGGAUCGGGCUUGAGUAAUCCUGUCAAUGUGGCCGAUAGUACAAAUCAAGAAUGUCUCCUCCAGACUGGGGAGCAAAACAAAGAAGAUAACUCAUUAACAAACUUUCCAGAAAUUCUAAAUCGUGCAGAAAGUUUGGUUCCGAAAGAAGAUGCACCAGUUGAUAAAAACAUAAACUUGUUGUCACAUGAAACAGAGUUUGCAGAGGCAGUAGCUAAAGUAAACACAGAACACAUCUCUGACAUUCAUACUGUGAAAAUGCAAGAUUCAAGGGCAUCACAGCUUCAAUUAUGUCCAGAAGAAAAAUCAACUAACAGGAAGUUUAAUGGAGGAACAAAAGGGCACAAAAGUGGUGAUUUGCAAAGUGAAGACAUGUCCAAGGGAGUUGAUUGCCACAGCACAGAUGUAUCAAUUGAAUCAAAUGAAAUGUGUGUUCCAGGCACAAAGACAGAUAAGCUAUCGUCCUAUUCCUCUGAGGUUGGAGAUGUUAAUUGCAUGACCAAGGGUGGGAAUGAAAUCGAAAUGGCCUCUUACGUGGAAUAUUGUAAUAUGAAGGCUUCUUUUGAUGUGGAGUUGAAGACCCUGACUAAGAAACUGACAAUUCUUGCCGAUGAACACAGCAAAGUGAAUAUUGAGCUGAGCCAGAUAAAGUGCUCCCAUUUAAAGUCACAGCAGGAAAAGAAAGGCCUGCAGGCACAAGUCCUUUCCCUUGAGAAGGAACAAACAAGACUUCUGCAGCGCCACAGCGAGGCGCAGAAGGCUACUCAGGAGCUCAAUAAAACCAAACAUGAACAUCAGCGCGUGUUGCAAAGAAAAGAGACAAUGAUUGAAGACCUUCAGAAAGAGGUUGGUAAACUGAGGCUGGCUCUCAACAGUCUCUCCAAGCUGGCAUACACAUCAAGUGGGAGCAAGCGAGCAAGCCAGCAGGCAGAGAGCCUACAACAGCAGCUCAAGCUGACCCAACAGCAGCUGGUGGCGGCAGAGAGGCACCACAAGGAUGUCGUGUCUGUCUACCGGAUGCACUUACUCAGCGCUGUGCAGAUGGAUGUGGAGGUACAAGAGGCACUACGGCAGAUUCUCAAGAUGCACCGAAUCCACAAGUCUGACUCCGCGUGAUUAACAACAAUUUCAUAGCAACGCAGUACAAGUGUCUGCUUACAGCAUAUAUUGAAGUCAUCUACUACAUGAAUUUCUACCAAAUAUUUUGUAUUAAAAAAAACAACAGUUGUGGCUUAUUUUAGAUAUUGAAUUGCUUGAAUUUAUUUUAUAUAAAGUUUUUUUUUAUAUCUAUGAAAUGCUUGGCAUUCAAAAUACAAAUUUCAUCUGCUGUUAGAAGCCAUACUAUAAUUAUUACGUUCGUUUUGUAAUGUUAUUGUGAUGUGUUGACCAUUAUAAAAUGCACAUUCAUAUACCUACAUGCAACAUGAUUAUACCAUAACUCAUUUACACUACUCGCAGCAUUUCUCAAAACAAAUUAUUACCUGUUAUUGCCUGUUAUUCUUGCAUUGUUAUUGUAUCGAGUGUUAACAAUAACAUGGCAAUAAAGACUCACAGUGCUGUAUUAAA
This is a messenger RNA of Petromyzon marinus (sea lamprey), 3406 nucleotides long. The record is from RefSeq and is a predicted model, not a curated record. NCBI's taxonomy places the organism in Eukaryota, Metazoa, Chordata, Hyperoartia, Petromyzontiformes, Petromyzontidae.